This is a messenger RNA of Acaulospora colombiana, 1077 nucleotides long. NCBI's taxonomy places the organism in Eukaryota, Fungi, Glomeromycota, Glomeromycetes, Diversisporales, Acaulosporaceae. The record is from the annotation of a GenBank genome assembly.
GCUUCCUUUGCGAUGAUGUGUUUGGUGUCUGGUCUUGGUAUCCUUAUAUUGAUCUUUAUACCGGGAGAUCUUAUAUUCGUUUAUCUUAGAAACAAACGCAAUAAGCGUCUUCUUAAAGAAAUCAUGGAAAAGGGCACUCAACCUGAUGUGGACGUUUCAGAAGACGAUCUUGUUCUUCGGCCUGAAACUAUUAAACACCUUAAGAAAAUUCUUCAGCCUUACGAAAGACAAUCGUUUUAUCAUUUGGUUUAUGAUGAACAUGGAACCGGGAAAAAUACAUUGAUCAGAAUUUCAUCGAGAGAAGUUGGACGUGGCGUCAUAGAUGUUGAUGUUCCUGCAAGUUUAGAUCUAACCAAGUUUGGGGACGCAUUUGGAAAGACCCUUAACUUCACAUUUGAAGAACAUAUCUCUCACACAAAACAACCGAUUCGGAAAAUAUUUAAUAAAACUGUAGACACAUUAAGUAAAUGGGAGAGAGCUUUAGAUGUUUUUAAGCGUGAAGCUGAAAUAAUCCUUGAUGUUCUUCAGGACGACGCAAAGGAUAAUGCCGCCGACAGAAAAUAUGUCGCCGUGUUUGUCAUGAUAGAAAUUGGCGAUCUCAGUAAAAGGAAUCAUCUGAUAAAUAAGCGCAAUAUCAAAGGAGAUGCAAAAAAAUUUUAUGAAUUGGUUGGCGGGCGAAUUAUGGAUCUAAAGAUUGUGGCAGACAAAUUUAUAGAUGGACAAUCUCCUGAAGACAUUAAAAAUUCGAUUCUAAAUGAAAUUGAGAAGAAAUUCAACACUGCCCGACUUCUCCGAAAGCAAUUGCAUCAUGAAAUAGGAAAACGCGUCAUCCAUGCGCUAUUAGGCUCUAAAAACAAAGAGCUUAAAUUUACAACAUUUAUGAAAUAUUUCAAUAAUUAUAAAGAAGCAAAUGAAGUACUAGAAAAUAACGUAUUUUCAUAUCAUCCGGAAAAUAAUGUUUUUACAUUUCAGUACCAAUCAUCAGAAUCCUACAUUCGGGAAAACACUGACAUAUUCGUUAACCUAAUUGAUCUCACACCCCAAGAAGUGACAUCCUCCAAUCAAACGACUAAGUAA